Messenger RNA from Acanthaster planci (crown-of-thorns starfish), 1062 nucleotides. Its product is annotated as sex-determining region Y protein-like. The record is from RefSeq and is a predicted model, not a curated record. NCBI's taxonomy places the organism in Eukaryota, Metazoa, Echinodermata, Asteroidea, Valvatida, Acanthasteridae.
UGAAAGCUUGGCAGAAGGGCAAAGUGUGGGUGUUCACAUUUUGCCGAAGGCUGAACUUGUGCUUGCCGAAGUUGAGCCUUGUUGGCUGACUAUCGAAACUCAACCCAAGCAAAAAAAACAACUUAACCCAAAAUAAACCUUCUCAGCCCCAGCAAACCCAACAAAACUCUAUACCAACCUGACCCAAUCUAACCCAGUCUGUUCAGCCAUAUUCGUUCCAGCCCAGUCCAACCCAACUGACUCAACCUGACCUAACCAAGUCCGAUCCAACCCAUUGCAACCCAUGUCAACUUGACACAACCCAGCCUGACCCAACCCACCCCAGCCCACUACAACCCAGCUCAUCCCCAAGAAAGCCUAAGAUCCUUGCAAGCCAUAGAAAGCCUCAGAAAUCAAAUUCCAGCUUUUCCAAUGUUUGAGCUCAUUUUUAUUUCUGCAACAAAGAUUGUGGUUUGUUAAAGCCCACCCUGGGUGAUCCAUAUUUCAUUCCAUCAAUAAACAUGGCAGUCAGUACCACAGUCAAGCAGUACUACAGUCAGUAUCACAGCCAAUACCACAGUCAGUGCCUCAACCAAUAUCACAGUCAGUACCUCAGCCAAUAUUACAGUCACUACCACAGCCAGUACCACAGCCAGUACCACAGUCACUACCACAGCCAAUACCACAGUCACUACCACAGCCAAUACCACAGUCAGUACCUCAGCCAGUAUCACAGCCAAUACCACAGUCAUUACCACAGCCAAUACCACAGUCAGUACCUCAGCCAGUAUCACAGCCAAUACCACAGUCAGUACCUCAGCCAGUAUCACAGCCAAUACCACAGUCAGUACCUCAGCCAGUUCCACAGCCAAUACCUCGGUCUUCCAAUACUGCAAUCAGUACCACAGUUAGUGCUACAUUCCUGCGAUAGCACAGUCAAUAUCACAGUCCAUAAUUUUUCUCUGGUCAGUUUCCUCCAACAGCAGCACACCUUGUGAACUAAAAAUUGCUACAAAUGGCUACAUAAGAUCCAGAUUGCAUUCUGCAUAAACAUCUUGGACAAAAAUGACCAUUUGCUUCUUU